Suillus subaureus is the source of this 304-nucleotide messenger RNA. RefSeq lists its product as uncharacterized. The record is from RefSeq and is a predicted model, not a curated record. Lineage: Eukaryota; Fungi; Basidiomycota; Agaricomycetes; Boletales; Suillaceae. The annotation marks the transcript as partial. The transcript is spliced from 3 exons.
UGCGGUUUUGUCAUUACAGGUGACUCUUCUGGAGUGGUGUAGUAUCACACACUAGGCAGCCGAUCCCGGAUGCAGGGCCGUCCAGCUCCAGUCCAGGCUACAUGACAUUGAACAUACUACAUAUGCUAAUCGCCCAUUGUAAUGGUCUUGAACUUUUUUGGUCUCGAGCUUCCGACAUGGUCUCGUCCCCUUAUCUGCCAGCGCUUGGUUGUUUCGGAAAUUCCAUACAAUCAGGCUCCUUCUCAAUAACAGUUGGCUAUGGCUCCAUGUACUUCACGAUCACAACGGAUUCGCACAAGUAGCA